GCAGCCCUCCGCGCGCUCUUCCGGCCAUUCAUACGGCUUGUCUGGGAGUCUUUGGGGCCUGAAUUCCGUGUCCGGAGGGCUGCUGCAGCGCUAGGAUGAAGCUCGUGAGAUUUUUGAUGAAAUUGAGUCAUGAAACUGUAACCAUUGAAUUGAAGAAUGGAACACAAGUCCAUGGAACAAUCACAGGUGUAGAUGUUAGCAUGAAUACACAUCUUAAGGCUGUGAAAAUGACCCUGAAGAACAGAGAACCUGUACAGUUGGAAACAUUGAGUAUUCGAGGAAACAACAUUCGAUACUUUAUUCUACCAGACAGCUUACCUCUGGAUACAUUACUUGUGGAUGUUGAGCCUAAGGUGAAAUCUAAGAAGAGAGAAGCUGUUGCAGGACGAGGUCGAGGCCGAGGUAGAGGAAGAGGACGUGGUCGCGGCAGAGGAAGAGGGGGUCCUAGGCGAUAAUGUCUUUCAAGAUUACUUCCAAAGUGAUAUGGAAUUGGGGGAUAUUUUUUGUACAGGUUUUGUUUGUCAGUUUUUAAUAAACUUAAGUGUGGGAUGAAGUUUUCUGCUGAUUAUCAAAUCAAAGUUAAAGUGUCUCCUGUAUACUCAGCACAGUAUGUUCAAUUCCUGGUGAAACAUGUGUGCACUGAUGAACAUGCAUUAAAUUUCUUUGAGUCCAUUAUAUGGUACCCCUUUUGAGAUGAAAUAAACUCUUGGUAUUUCAACAGAG
Molecule: messenger RNA, 723 nt
Organism: Microtus ochrogaster (prairie vole)
Lineage: Eukaryota; Metazoa; Chordata; Mammalia; Rodentia; Cricetidae
Gene: Snrpd1
Product: small nuclear ribonucleoprotein D1 polypeptide
Biological process (GO): RNA processing; spliceosomal snRNP assembly
Molecular function (GO): RNA binding
Source: RefSeq, a predicted model, not a curated record